CCCCGGCUUCCUCCCCGGCGUCGCCGCCGCCGCCCCGCGCAGCCCCGCCCCGGCCGCGAUCCGCCAGCGGGGCCGCGGGGUCCGCCCGCGCCGGCCCGCGCCGCAUCCCGGGACCAUGAGCUUCUUCGGGUUCGGGCAGAGCCCGGAGCUGGAGCUGGUGCUGAGCGACGCCGAGAGCCGGCGGCGGGUGGAGCACAAGACGGAGGAAGGCAAGAAGGAGAAAUAUUUCCUCUUCUAUGACGGCGAGACCGUGUCGGGCAGGGUGGUCCUCACCCUCAAGAACCCCAACAAGCGGCUGGAGCACCAGGGCAUCAAAGUGGAGUUCAUCGGGCAGAUCGAGCUCUACUAUGACCGAGGGAACCACCACGAGUUCGUAUCCCUGGUGAAGGACCUGGCCCGGCCUGGGGAAUUCACUCAAUCACAAACAUUUGACUUUGAGUUCACACACGUGGAGAAACCUUACGAGUCCUACACGGGGCAGAAUGUGAAGCUAAGGUAUUUCCUCCGUGCCACCGUGAGCCGCCGGCUGAACGAUGUGGUCAAGGAGAUGGACAUCGUUGUGCACACACUGAGCACCUACCCCGAGCUCAACUCCUCCAUCAAGAUGGAAGUGGGCAUUGAGGACUGCCUGCACAUCGAGUUCGAGUACAACAAGUCCAAGUACCAUUUAAAAGAUGUGAUUGUGGGGAAGAUCUACUUCCUGCUGGUGCGGAUCAAGAUCAAGCACAUGGAGAUAGACAUCAUCAAGAGGGAGACAACGGGCACGGGGCCCAACGUGUACCACGAGAACGACACCAUAGCCAAGUACGAGAUCAUGGAUGGGGCACCUGUGAGAGGGGAGUCCAUUCCCAUCAGGCUCUUUCUGGCUGGCUAUGAGCUGACUCCAACCAUGAGGGACAUCAACAAGAAGUUCUCUGUGCGUUAUUACCUCAACCUGGUGCUGAUUGAUGAGGAGGAGAGGCGCUACUUCAAACAGCAGGAGGUGGUGCUGUGGAGGAAAGGGGACAUCGUGAGGAAGAGCAUGUCCCACCAGGCGGCCAUCGCGUCGCAGCGCUUCGAGGGCAGCUCCUCGCACGGCGAGGCCAAGGCCCCCGGGCAGCCCGCGGACAACAACGGCCGCCAGUGAGGCCGGGGGGCGCCGGGACCCCCCAGCACCGCGGGACACCCAGGGACCUCACUGAAUAAACACCCGGAUUUGACUUCAUUCCUUUCUUCGGAGGACUGGCGGGGUGGGACGGGGCGGGAGGGCUCGGCCAGCUGCAGUGGAGGUGCCGUGGCACUGCCCAGUCCAUCCAUUCCUUGGAGGCCAUGGCCGAGCUCCUGAUCUCCUCCUGAUCUCCUCUGUGCCCCGAGGGCUCCCACGGGCUGUGGGGAAGGAGAGAGCGAGGGAAGGCCCAGGCUGCCGUGUGCAGGGUGCUUUGGGGCUGUGCAGGAUGGAUGUUUGCCUUGCCUUUCCGAAAUCUUGCCCUGUGAUGAGCUGGAUGGAGGUCCUAGCAGAAGGAGCUAGAGGAGGGAUCAGAGACUGUGGUGUGGCCUGCUGGAAACCUUGUGGUGUCAUCCCCUCGCUGCUUCCCCUUCUUCCUCUCCGUGCUGGCGUUGGAUUCCUUGCCACAAGCAGCUGGAUGCUGGAGGUGACUCAGCCCUGGGACUGCCACCCAGCCCUGUGGAGCACGGGCUGUGUCCCACCAGGAGCUGUGGCUGGUAGGAGGGAGUGAGGUGUGGCUGCAGGAGGAGGUGCCACGGGUGGGCAGAGCGGUGACGGUCCCAGUGCUCAUGGGUGGGCAACAAGUGGGGCCAGGAGGGCUCCUGGCCACGAGCUGUGCCUUCCUACUCUUGUCCUGAGAUCCACACUCGGCUGCUGCUCUCGUGCAGCUCCCAGGUGCUGCUGCAGGGAGGUGUGGAGAGCAGCUCUGGAGCUCUUGGGGGCUCUCCUGUGGGUGGGUUUGUGCUGCCCAUGCUGCCCUGCCUGUGGCUGUGUGUGGGGAUGGACAGCCGUGUGGGGACACGUGUGGUCUGGUUUGCUGAGGUUUGCUGCCUCGUGCCUGCAGGACGAGGGUUAGUGGGGACAGAAGGGGGAUGCAGUUGUUGUGGGAGGCUCAAACAGGCCAGUGUGGGCUGCUGGAAGGAGCCAGCCAGCACCUGGAAGGGUGGCAGAGCUCUGAUUGCAGAGACACAUUCCUGAGGCCUGAGCUGAAGUCACCAGCGAGGUCUGAGAGCACGCAGUGAACUGAGAACCUGAAUGUGGGUUUUCUUUUUUUAAAAUAAGCUGCUUUUAGCCUUCAGCUAAGUAGACUCAUGAGAACAUUCCCAGAAGGAAGUCACUCCUCCAUUAAAAAUCAGAUGUGGCUUUGUAGACUUGAUUGCCUGAGUUUGGAGGAUGUCCAUCCUGUUCAAGCAGGUGGUGACACCUCCUACCCCAGGGAGAGACCAGCCUGCACCAAGUGCUGGGAUAGGAGCUCUGUCAAGUGGGAUUUGUCUGGAUUUCCCUGAGUUUGUGGCUUGUUAGUUUGUCCAGCUUCCUUUUGGCUCUGGAAUCAAGCUCCUCUGCCCUACAGCUGAGUGUGGAGCAGGUGUCUGGGAAAUGGAAGUGUCUGCUGUGUUCAGUGCAACGGUGCUGGUGGAGGGAGUGGGGCUGGGGUGGGAAGGGGAGCUUUUUCUGUCAUGACAGCUACUGUAUUUCAGUGAUAAAUGUGUGUUUCUGCUUGCCAAAGUCAGUUUUCUUUUCCUCACCACGUGUAAGGUUGUGGUUUGUAGUAGAGCUGGCCAGUCUCGCUCUGUAGAGGACACUAAUGCUCUCAUCUCUGCCCAGUGCUUGUGUCACCCUCUGGUUCUGCUGUGCCCCACUGAGGACCUGGCUUGCUUGUCCCCCCACGGGGAGUCUGUGCCAUGGGCUGGGCCCUGCCUUCCCAAGGCUGGAGCAAAAUCUCCCUGCAGACAACAAUCACCCUGCUGUGCCAGGGCAGGGCUGGGCACCUCUGCCAUGGCAGGGGACCCUGGAUGUCACUGGGGACACUCCUGCCUCCCGCCUUCCCCUGGGGGAAGUGGCUGUGCUGCAGCCAGGCACAAUCCUUUAGGGACAAGUGAGGCUCCUUUGGGAGCUCUUGGGGAUAGCAAACUGUUCUUCUGCUAAGGGGAACUGAGCACAGCAGUGCCCUUACAAUCUUCUUCAGCUUCCCUUCAGCUCCCUCCUUGCCUUUAUUCCUUUAUUCCCCUGGAUUGUAGGCCAUGUGGAAGGAAAGAAACCCCCUGGAUGGAGAUGUCUCUGCAUUCCAGGAGUGUUUUUUUCCUGCCUGGUUGGGUGUGAGAUCAUUGCCUGGCUGGAAGGAGGUGGCUGUUCAACAUGUGCUCAUCACUCCUGGAGGGUUCCUUUGGAAAAGGUGCAUGAGCCUAUACAUUGAUUGAGCCUAAACAUUGAUUGAUCUUAUACAUUGAUUGAGCCUAAACAUUGAUUGAGCCUAAACAUUGAUUUGAGGCAUUUUUCCUACCCCAUGUCCCCGUGUGUGGAACCAGAAUUCAGAAGUGAUCCCCAUUUUUACUGAAUCUGAAGGACCAUUCAGCCUGUUAGCACUGGGCCCUGUGUUUGUGUGGGGUGGAGCAGAUGUGCUGGGCUCACUCCAGGACAAGGUACUCCAGAGCAGUGUUCUGUUAGCAUGUCAAGGGGCAGUCCUGUCCCCCUGAGCUGGUGGUUCUGUGCUGGACUUGGCUCAUUCCCUCCCUCCCAGGCAGAGGGGACUGGGCAAGUACCAAACCAAGCAGUGCAAGUUGUAAUUAAGCCUCUGCUGUGUUUACAUGUUUCUUAAUUCGUCGUCUUUUCAAUGGCUGUAUUUUAAAACUUGGGUUUUUUUGUCUCUCCAAUUAAAAAGAGCCAGCCCUGGCUGUCAGAUGCUGUGCAUGAGUUUGUCUGAUGUU
This is a messenger RNA of Camarhynchus parvulus, 3909 nucleotides long. It is a transcript of the gene VPS26B, whose product is annotated as VPS26, retromer complex component B. The record is from RefSeq and is a predicted model, not a curated record. NCBI's taxonomy places the organism in Eukaryota, Metazoa, Chordata, Aves, Passeriformes, Thraupidae. Bases 116 to 1126 code for a protein of 336 amino acids. Gene Ontology annotation, biological process: intracellular protein transport; retrograde transport, endosome to Golgi. The transcript has 6 exons. Gene Ontology annotation, cellular component: endosome; retromer complex.